AAGGUUUAGAACAACUCGACCAGGUUAUAUAAAUUCAUAAAACAUUCUCCUCGGCAACUUGUUCGUCUUUCCUUCUCAGAACACUACGCUGAAAUUUCUUUCAAUCUCCUCUCUCUUUCUCUCUGUGUUGUGUUUAUUUGACAAAAACACAUGGUUUUCACAAUGUUGAGUCUAGACGAUUUUGUGGGCAUGGCGUCUACGCCCAACAUGACUCCAAUGGAUUAUUUGCUUACUGUAUCUAAAGUUGCCUGGACCAAAAUCAAUAUACAAGAAAGAAUCAACCACAAGUCCAUCUUCUCUUCAUUCCCAAUAGAAAAUUCAACUCUUGAUUUCGUCAUCCCAAAAGGGAAACGGUCAAUGCGAAACACUAGGGCUAGAAAAUUUACUGAACAAUUCUUCUGCAACAGUGGCGAUUCGAUGAUCAAGAAAGCUGUGGAAAAUAAUUCUGAUGAAAGGGUAAACAGAGUGUUCAAAAUGGAUUGGGAUGUUGGGGUUAGCAAUCAAGAAUUCUUCCUUCUCGAAAAGUCGACGAAAAAUCAUAAAGAGAAAGAAAACAGAGUGAUCAAAAUCAAUUGGAAGGGUAGUGGUAAUUUUGCAUUUGAGAGACAAUUCCCCAUUAUCAGAAAAAAAAGAUCCCGAGAAUUAGCCAACGAAGAUCAAAAACGAUUCAAGAAGAAGGCAAAGAGGAACAUUAUUGUUAGGGUUAAAGUCCCUCCUGUUGGACUAAUCAACAGAGAAUUGGAUAUUGAUUUCAAGAAAAAGAUUACUGAAAUGGGGGGUUCACUUGUAUCAGUUAAAUUGGUGAUCGAAAAAAGACUAUUCGAUACGGACGUUAAACGAGCAGAGGGCAGGCUUUUAAUCCCGCAAAGACAGAUGAUUAAUGUGUUUCUUGAACCAGAAGAAGAUUCACGUUUGAAUACGCGUAGUGGGGACAACAUGUGUGAGAUGAAAGUGAUGUUGAUCCAGCCUUCUCGUGAAAUAAGUAAAAUCAAUUUGAGAAAAUGGUUUAUGAACAAAGGCAAUGGGAACUAUGUGUUGGUGACUUACUGGAAUGAAGUUGUGGAAACGAAUGAUCUGAAAAUUGGUACAAAGGUGCAACUGUGGGCAUUCAGAAAGGGUACUGACUUGUGUUUUGCAUUGGUUAAACAUGAAGAUUGAAGCUAAGUUACAUGUUUAAAGGAAUUCAAUUCUCUGUUCUUAUGUAUGUAGUUAUUAUUUGUACAGUUUAAAGUACUGAAAAGUUCAAGA
This is a messenger RNA of Capsicum annuum, 1248 nucleotides long. Its product is annotated as putative B3 domain-containing protein At3g49610. The record is from RefSeq and is a predicted model, not a curated record. Bases 151 to 1158 code for a protein of 335 amino acids. The transcript has a single exon. NCBI's taxonomy places the organism in Eukaryota, Viridiplantae, Streptophyta, Magnoliopsida, Solanales, Solanaceae. Gene Ontology annotation, molecular function: DNA binding.